AGGUGAGCGUUAUUCUAAAAAAAAAUGAGAAUAAAUUUCUUCAAAGAAAAAAACAAGAUUAAAUUGAAUAAGAACUUCGACCUCGACUCAGACAAUGCUUUUUCUAAUGCCAACCCGGAAUCGAAUAACUACCUGACGGCCAACAGUGAUAACGAAUAUGAUCAUUAUGGGUUCGAGAAGAAUAAAGAAUACCCAGCCGAAUCUACUACUGAUAAACGGGCACUAGAGAAGCAUAAGAAAAAAAUUGAAAAAAGGUGGCAGUUAUAUUUUACCUUCAAAAGGGACAUAAAAAAAAGUUACUACCUAAAAACGCUAAUUAGAAAGGGCAUUCCGGACAAGCUAAGACCGGACAUAUGGCCGUACCUGUUAGAUAGCAUGGUGCUGUACCUGAAGUAUCCUACCAUAUAUGAAAAAUGCCUAAACAGUGAACUCGAGGCGAAAGUCCUCAGUCAAAUUGAGUUGGAUAUAAUCCGAACCUUCCCACAUAAUAAAAACUACCGGAUGAACUCCCCCGGAUUAAUUCAGCUGAGGAACGUCCUGCACGCCUUUGCUGUUUAUAAGCCCAAAAUAAAUUACUGCCAGCAUGAAUUUUAUCGCCGCCAUCGCGUUAAUAUUUUUAAAGGAAGAAUUAGCCUUUUGGUCAAUUAUUAUUACAACAACGAAAUGAGGGGGCUUCGUAGGGACAUUAUCGUCAUAGAAGAAUUGAUACGAACGAAGUUGCCGGAUGUGCACUUGCGUUUAAAAGAAUUCGACGUUGACCUUUCCUGGAUUUGUUCCGAGUGGCUGUUGUGCUUAUUUUGCACGGCCUUUCCGAUCACCACGACGUUACGCAUAUGGGACUGCCUCUUCUACGAAGGAGACAAAAUUAUCUUCAGAAUCACAUUGGCCUUGUUUAAAAUGAAUCAGGAAAAAUUAAUUGAAUUAAAUUCAUUAGAGUCCAUCCUAUUAUUAUUUAAGGAGACAACCAAAAAUAUGGUCGAAUGCGACAAACUGAUGUACAUCGCUUUCAACGAAAUAGGUGUGCUGAAAAAAAAGAACAUCAAAAAGUUGAGGGCGAAAGCUGAAGGCAUCAUAAAAAGUGGCGUAACAUAA
Plasmodium cynomolgi strain B is the source of this 1092-nucleotide messenger RNA. Its product is annotated as GTPase activator protein. The record is from RefSeq and is a predicted model, not a curated record. Bases 25 to 1092 code for a protein of 355 amino acids. The transcript is spliced from 11 exons. Lineage: Eukaryota; Apicomplexa; Aconoidasida; Haemosporida; Plasmodiidae.